CUCAGGAUACUUCGCUUCCAGCCAUCAGCGACGGCCCAUUCCAGUGGCGCCCUCUUGUCAACCACCCAUCCCCCCUCUCGCACAAUGCGGACAAAAAUACUCCUGCCCUCUCUUUUUGUCCAGUGCAUUGCACUCUGUACGUUGUUCUACCUGAGCUCUUCAACAUGUACUGCAACAACCCCGAUGCACAGAACGACGUCGACCCCUACGUCCUCGAAUUCAUCCAUGUCCACAUACUCAGUUUGUUCGCCACUCCUCCGAACCUCGUCCUUCAUUUUCGGUAUGUGCAGUAUCGUCAUCCUAGUGUUGGAGUGGGCUUCUCUUGGAAAACUGGGAAGUGGGGUGCGCGGCGCUAUAGAAGGUUGGUGGCAUGGGAAUGAGACUGUAUACGCGGGGAAAGACCGGGACCCGGUACAGGAAGUAGUUGAGAGAAAUAAUCUGAUAGGAAGAAAGAGGGAGAGGAGAGCUUUUGUCUGGCAGGAUUAGGUUAGAAAGGUGCAUGAACUGUAGAUGGGUAUGAG
Molecule: messenger RNA, 521 nt
Organism: Dothidotthia symphoricarpi CBS 119687
Lineage: Eukaryota; Fungi; Ascomycota; Dothideomycetes; Pleosporales; Dothidotthiaceae
Exons: 2
Coding region: 85-486 (133 amino acids)
Source: RefSeq, a predicted model, not a curated record